AUGGUACGUUUUUUGCCACUGGGUCGGGUCCGUCACUGUAAUGAAGCUUUGACUAAUUCAAAUUUUUCCAGGGUUCCCUCAAAUUUUCGUUUGGGGCUCCCUUUAUCUCCAAGGUGCGUGGCCUCCUUUUCAACCGGUCCUGUGGCCGUCCAACCAGAAUGGCUGUCCGACUCUCUGUUGGCCGUAUUGUUUGUGAUUUUUUGGUGCUAUUUGCGAUUGGUAGGUUUGACGAAAUCUUAUUUCAUUUCCCCUUUAGCUAUUCCUCUGUUGAUCUUCCACGAAUGGGUGAAACCGUACAAACGCGGGUUUUAUUGUGACGACGAAUCGAUCCGCUACCCUUACCGACCCUCCACGGUAACUCGGCAAGCCCUCAUUGUGAUCGGAAUCCUCAUUCCGACCCUCUUGAUCUUGUUCACGGAGCUUUUCCGGACCUUGACAUGGGAAAGAAAGGAGGCUCAUCUCUUCAGAACCUACGAAUACCGAGACAAGAAUGUCCACAGGUUCAUUGUCAGACUCUACACUUUCAUUGGUAAGCGUCUAGUUGGUCUUGAAGUUUUUUUUUUCAUUUUUUAGGCUACUUCUUUGUUGGGGUCUGUUUUAAUCAGCUGAUGGUGGACAUUGCAAAAUACACGAUUGGAAGACAACGCCCUCACUUUAUGGAUGUCUGCAGACCGAAUGUUGGGUACAGUAACUGUGACACCCAUAUGAGAGAAUACAUUACUGAGUUCCAAUGCACAGGAACCGACCAAUAUCUGAUCCACGAGAGCCAGCUGUCGUUCUACAGUGGACAUUCCGCCUUCUCCUUUUACGCCGCGUGGUAUACUAGUGUAAGUGUGGUUCUUAUUUUAUUUUUGGUAUUUUAGGGAGGAAUUGAGUCGGUUUUUUAAAAUUUAAAUUGGUUUUUGAUGUUUUAGUUCUAUCUCCAAGCCCGUCUCUACCGACCACUCAUUUCUCGCCUGGUCCUGCCAGUCAUCCAGUUCUCGCUGUUUGCUGGUGCUGCUUAUGUUGCAUACACUCGAAUCAGCGACUACAAACAUCAUUGGAGCGAUGUUCUGGUUGGAAUGUUUAUGGGAUCGGCGAUUGGAAUUAUUAAUGUAAGUGAUUCUAUCUUUUUUUUGCUUUUUAUUAGGCGUAGAAGUAUGAUCGUGCCGUUUUUCCGGCCCAUAAUUUCAAUCAAAACAAAAAAAUUUUACACUGAACCUUAUCCAAUUUUAUAUUCUAUUAUUAAUUCCGAGGGGUUUGCACAAUUUGGCCAACUUUCAAAUCCAUCAAAGAAAAUUUUUGGCUUUUUUGAAGCCAUCUAAAUAUCAACCCAAUUUUCGGCAUCGUUGUGUUCAACGAAGCGCUGCUGCCACAGAUCGCGUUCCAUCGGUCGAAACCAGUGAUAAUCUGAAAGUGCUGCGUCCGGAGAGUGUCGCGGGUGAGGUAAAACGUCCAAACUCGGCGGUUCUAGGGUGCCCUUGACCAGUUUUUCAACAUGGGGUUUGGCGUCAUCAUGCAGCAAAAUAAAAAUUGGUCAUACCGACCGCUUUUAUCAUAUCUCUUGGUGGAGUUGCAUCAAGUCUUGUUGACAACGGAUGCCAGUAACCGUUUUUUUGGGUUUCAAGACCUCAUAGAAAAGAAGAUCUUGUUUUUGUCAUCAUAUAUAGAGCAACACUUCCUUCCCGGUAAUGUUGGACUGUGCGGUCGCUUGUGUUUCGGGUUGUCAAAAUCAAUCCAUUGUUCUUCUCUGGUCAAUAGACAAUGCAAAAAUGACUUCCUUUCUGUCUGCCUAUCAAAAUUUUGUAUGUUAUCCAUGUUGAGUUAGGUCAAUCCAUAUGACACCCAAGUCCCUUCUAUCUGGAUCUUUCCCAAUUGUUCCAAACUGAGUGAAGCUUCUUUAGGCAACACGUGUAACAUCACAGCUAGCUUUUCUUGCGCACCGGCAUCGUGUUAUUUGCAAUAAUCUCCAUAUUCAAAUUUCUUAUAUGGGUUGGAAAAUCACGGGAUCUGAAACGCUGAACCCUUUUCCGACGGAUUUUUUUCACAGAGCACGACCACAGUAGGCUUCUGUAAGCGUUCCAUGCGUCAACGGCGCUUUUGCUCACAUUACAUGUGCAGAAGAAAAUUUCCCGCAAAUGGCAUUUUUCUGGGACGAAAGUUGGUCAUCUUUGAAGCUUUAUAAAAACCGCUAUUCUAAACCCAACCACAUGAAGCAUGUAUCGAUAGACAGCGUUUUCAACGUUCUUUCAGGUGAUAUCAACAGAUGCACCAAAACUUUAACCCUACCUGUAAAAAAGGCACAAAUAAAAAACGGCACGGUCAUACUUCUACGCCUAAUAUUAGGGUGAACCAAAAAUUUUUCCGAUUUUUUAUUAAAAAUUCAAACAUAAUUUUAGAACAAAUGAAAACCAGUUAAGUUUCAAAGUAAAGGCCAUUUGAAUCUAUGGCUUGAGCUUGAAAAAGAUCAUCAGGGCGAGAUUUUGGACUGAUUCCGAAAAUUUUUGCGAUUUUAGUUUUUUUGGUGACUAUUAUUUUUUUUUCUUAUUCGAUUUUUUAAAUUUUAGGCCAUCUUCAUUGCCAACGUCUUUGCACGACGCGAAAUCCCUGCUGGUAUCAAGACCGGCCGCCAUUAUCAGAUGGACUCCCCAACUCAUCACGUCGCAUUCAAUGGAGACGCGGAAAGGGGCGGAGUCACCGUCCACAUCCAGGACAACGUUGCCGGCCCUCACACUGUGAUCCAAAAGGAAGUACAAGUCCCGCAACAGGUACGGUACAGCACAUUGGUCCGAGGCGAUGCUAACUAG
Bursaphelenchus xylophilus (pine wood nematode) is the source of this 2786-nucleotide messenger RNA. Lineage: Eukaryota; Metazoa; Nematoda; Chromadorea; Rhabditida; Aphelenchoididae. The record is from the annotation of a GenBank genome assembly.